This is a messenger RNA of Ctenopharyngodon idella (grass carp), 1942 nucleotides long. It is a transcript of the gene plbd2, whose product is annotated as phospholipase B domain containing 2. Gene Ontology annotation, biological process: phospholipid catabolic process. The record is from RefSeq and is a predicted model, not a curated record. NCBI's taxonomy places the organism in Eukaryota, Metazoa, Chordata, Actinopteri, Cypriniformes, Xenocyprididae. The transcript has 12 exons. Gene Ontology annotation, molecular function: glycerophospholipase activity. Bases 100 to 1749 code for a protein of 549 amino acids. Gene Ontology annotation, cellular component: extracellular region.
GCGCUCCCGUCCAGUUGGUGGCUGUAAUUCAGCUGAGUCAGUUUGUCGAACACCAUUAAACUUCAGAAGAAAAAGGAGAAGAGUGUUUCUGGAGGAUCAAUGGCGUUUCAUCACUUGUUUUUGUGUCUAGUUUGUGUUUUAAAUGUGUCACGGGCUCAGAUCUACUCUGCGCUCUAUGAUGAGAAAACAUCUCGUCUGUUCCUGAAAGAGGGAUUUCAGACGGGCUCUGUCGCAGUCGCCAACUUCACAGACCACAUCAAUAACACAGGGUGGGCGUAUCUGGAGGUCAGCACCAGCGCCGCCUAUAAUGACUCGCUGCAGGCGUACGCGGCUGGACUCGUGGAGGCUGCGGUCAGCUCACAGCUCAUCUACCAGCACUGGAUGAACACACUGAUGGGUUACUGCGGGCCGUUCGCUCGAGACGUCGGCUACUGUGAGCGGCUCAAAGACUACAUCAGCACCAACCUGCAGUGGCUCACGCAGCAGAUGGACACGCACACGGACUCUCCGUACUGGCAUCAGGUCCGUUUGUCUUUGCUGCAGCUGAAGGGUUUGGAGGACGGCUACAAUGGGCAGGUUGAAUUUCCUUUAGGGAAUCUUUCCAUCAACCCCUUGGGCUUCCUCCUUUUCCAGAUGGGAGGAGACCUGGAGGACCUGGAGGCUGCGCUCAACAAAUCCAGCCGCUCUCGGACCGUUGGCUCGGGCUCGUGCUCCGCUCUGAUCAAAGUCCUUCCGGACGGCAAGGAUCUGCUGGUGUCACAUGACACGUGGAACACCUACCAGUCAAUGCUGCGGAUACUGAAGAGAUACAGCUUCGCUUUCCACACAUCUCCCACAGGAAAGGAGAUUAUUCCCGGGAGAACUCAGGUGUUUUCCUCCUAUCCUGGCAGUAUUUUCUCAGGCGAUGACUUUUAUUUGCUCAGCAGUGGUUUGGUUACUUUGGAAACCACGAUUGGCAACAGUAAUCCUGACCUGUGGAAGUUUGUGCAGCCCCGCGACGCUGUCAUGGAGUGGCUGAGGAACAUCGUGGCCAAUCGACUGGCUGAAAGCGGUCAGGCGUGGGCGGACAUCUUCAGCAGGCACAACAGUGGGACGUACAACAAUCAGUGGAUGGUGGUCGACUACAAGCUCUUUGUCCCGGGACAGGAAUACUCAAAACAAGGGCUUUUCACAGUUCUGGAGCAGAUCCCUGGGAUGAUCAUAACGGCAGACAGAUCGGAAGAGCUGUAUAAGACUGGAUACUGGGCCAGCUACAACAUCCCGUACUUCGAGGAGGUGUUCAAUGCGAGCGGAGGUCAGGAGCUGGUUCAGAAAUACGGGUCCUGGUUCUCCUUCAGCGAGAAUCCACGAGCACAGAUAUUCCGCAGAAACCAAACUCUGGUUACGGACAUCGAGUCCAUGGUGCGUCUGAUGAGGUAUAACAACUAUAUGGAGGACCCGUUGUCCCGCUGCGAUGCCUGUGACCCCGUUCAGAACGGUGAGAACUCCAUCUCUGCCCGAUCGGACUUGAAUCCUGCCAACGGCACAUAUCCGUUUGGAGCUCUGAAGCAGCGGCCUCAUGGUGGAACGGACAUGAAGAUGACGAGCUUCAACCUGUUCCAGCAGUUCGAGCUCUUGGCGGUCAGCGGUCCGACCUGGGAUCAGACGCCCGUGUUCCAGUGGAGCAAAUCUCCGUACAGCGACCUCCUGCACAUGGGCCAUCCGGACCGUUGGGACUUCAGCCCCAUCCACGUCAGAUGGUCCACAUGAACAGCAAACUUUCAUUACCUGUCCUAAUCCAAAAGCCCAUGAUGAUCAACAUGAUGACUGUAAUCUCAGGAAGAAAUCAGCUGCAGUACUUUGAUUAUAAGAAACUGAUAUUUUGACCAAGAGAAGUGUUUGUGCAAUAAUGCAUUCUGAAAGAGAUGUCUGUGAAAUGACAAUAAAUCAAGACGUGAUUGUU